AUGGAGCUCAGCAGACUCCCUCUCUUGGACAGCAGGCGGCUCAGCACAGGGCCCUGCACUCUGCUGCCCCCUAGUGUCCCGUACAGAACCCAGCGCCCAUCCACCGCCAGCGCAUCCACGUUCUGUGACCACCAGAGGGCGCCAACACAGUCCAGGAUCACAUCUGCACCACGCCCUGUGACAUCACCAGGUACCUACAGCUGCUGCUUCAUUCAGGAGGAUACCGGGGUCCUGAUCCACCACUUGGCCUCAUCCCACAUGUAUGUGUGUGUGUCUCCGGAGGUGUCCAUCCGCACUGACCCACAGUUCCCCCGCUGCCGCUCACCCCCAGGCCUCCUCGCCCUCACUGUCUACUGUGAGAUCCCCAACACCUAUGAGGACUUCACUGUCACCUGGGACAAAAAGAACAUCAAGACUGCUGUGCAGCCUCAGCAAGAGGAACGAAAAUUUGGAGUGUUGGUCUUCUCUGCUCGGACGUUCGUAGAUUGUGAUUCUUCUCAACCUCCCCCAAAAAUCACCUGUCGCCUGAAGAACCGCUGUCAGCAAGAGACACAGGCCACAGCAGAGGUCCACUACCUCCGAGACGGAGAUCCCUACUGUCGCUCAGACGGGGUGUGGCAGGACACUCCUGUUGGUCAGACGGCUGAGGUCCGCUGCUCCAACGCAGUGGGAAUCAGGAAAAGACUCUGCAAGAAUCCUGAGUGGGACCUCCUGGAGCAGAACAACUGUGUGGACCAGGGCCUGCAGGAUAUCCUGGACAACGCCAUUGUCAACCUGAGGAGGAGUCAGAUCAUGGACGUCUGUCGGAAAGGAUCCAGGAACGCACUGCAGGAACUGUACAACCCUACGAUGGAGGGAGGGGGGGGGGGGGGCCGGUGUCCCCUGGUCAGGAGGGAGGGGGAGGCCUGUGUCCCCCGGUCAGGAGGGAGGGGGGGGGAGGCCGGUGUCCCCUGGUCAGGAGGGAGGGGGGAGGCCGGUGUCCCCCGGUCAGGAGGGAGGGGGGGGGAGGCCGGUGUCCCCUGGUCAGGAGGGGGGGGGAGGCCGGUGUCCCCCGGUCAGGAGGGAGGGGGAGGCCGGUGUCCCCCGGUCAGGAGGGAGGGGGGAGGCCUGUGUCCCCUGGUCAGGAGGGAGGGGGGAGGCCUGUGUCCCCCGGUCAGGAGGGAGGGGGGAGGCCUGUGUCCCCCGGUCAGGAGGGAGGGGGGUGGCCUGUGUCCCCCGGUCAGGAGGGAGGGGGGAGGCCUGUGUCCCCCGGUCAGAGGAGGGGGGGGGUGGCCUGUGUCCCCUGGUCAGGAGGGAGGGGGGAGGCCGGUGUCCCCCGGUCAGGAGGGAGGGGGGUGGCCGGUGUCCCCCGGUCAGGAGGGCGGGGGGGCGGCCUGUGUCCCCCGGUCAGGAGGGAGGGGGGGAGGCCUGUGUCCCCCGGUCAGGAGGGAGGCCUGUGCCAGUUACUAA
Molecule: messenger RNA, 1449 nt
Organism: Knipowitschia caucasica
Lineage: Eukaryota; Metazoa; Chordata; Actinopteri; Gobiiformes; Gobiidae
Source: the annotation of a GenBank genome assembly